AGCCGAGACCAACGGACUACACCGACGACGGUUUCUCUGCCCAUUUCGACAACAAUCACCGACUUGAAAUUUUAUACUGUGAAGAAAAUCAGAAGUGUCAUCAUUAUUAUUAUUAUUAAACAUUUUUGAACUGUGUCUUCAUCCAACAUCAUUAUCGGCUGAAGACAACCCGAUGUGCCCUCGGCAGGCCCAACGAGCCUAAGAAUAAACCUCAACAAAUACAAAUAAGUAACAUUUGUUAAGAUAUAAUGGAAACGAGAAGUAUUUUUAUCGUGAAGUAUAUGCUAUACGUUUUUAAUGUGAUAUUUGGGAUCACGGGUGUGGCUUUAAUAAUAAUUGGCACUAUAGUUAUUGUAGAUUUGGGACGUUUUUCAAAUUAUUUAAGUGUUUCGAUUACAGCUCCACCAAUAUUAUUUAUUGUUUUGGGUAUAUUUAUUAUAGCUACAAGUAUAUUUGGAUUCUAUUGUAUCGAUAAAGAAAAUGUCAACUAUUUAAUUGUGUUUACCAUACUUUUAUUAUCAGUUUUGUUGAUGGAAGUAUUUUUAGCAAUUAUGUCAUCAAUAUCCAAAGACAAUUUUAAUAAUAAUUUAAGAUUUUCUUUAAAAACCUCAAUGGGAAAAUAUUCAUUUGAAGAAAAUGAUCGUCAAUCGUGGGCUGUAGUUCAACGAAAAUUAGAAUGUUGUGGAGUAGACACACCAAGAGAUUGGUCGAUUAUAUUUCCAGAAAACUUAGUUCCUGUAACAUGUUGCCAAAAUUUACCAAUUGAAGUAGGAGCGUUGUGCAGAAAUCUAUUUGAUGAUAGGAUUAUAUAUCAAAAAGGAUGCUAUAAUAUAUUAAACAGUCGAGUGAGAAAUAGGUUAACCAUUGUAAUGUACAUCGCAUUGGCAUUUGCUCUUCUGCAGUUUAUUGGUGUUGUGUUAUCUUGCUCUUAUACUUAUCUGCUGAAAAACAGUCAAGGAAGCAAUGGAGCACACAAUAUACUACCAAGCAAAUGACACAAAAAUGAUGCAUUUAAUAAAAAUGAUUUUAAUUAUUUCUACGAGCAAAAUACAUAUUCACAAGAUACAUUGAGCCGCAGAGAACAAUUAAAGAAUUUAUUAGAUGCAUUAAAAAAACAAAAUAGAAAUAUUAACCGUUACUAGUAUUUAUUUCGAUGUUAUUGGAAACAUUUUAAAUUUUGUUCAACUAUUUUCAAUGGCGUGUACACAGGAUAAAAAUGUUUCCCAAGCAACAAUUCAACAUUUUGGGGCAGGUAUUAUUAGGAUUAGUAAGGGUUUAAGUUUAUUAAUAAUACAAGCGGUAUUUUAAAAAGUACCUUUUAUGUCUAUAGACGUGCGCCUAUUGCCUAAUUACUUGUGCAAAAUCAAUUUUUUAUACUCAAUUAUCUUCCAUAUAUUAAUUUUGUAUCGA
This is a messenger RNA of Sipha flava (yellow sugarcane aphid), 1410 nucleotides long. RefSeq names its product tetraspanin-9-like. Lineage: Eukaryota; Metazoa; Arthropoda; Insecta; Hemiptera; Aphididae. The record is from RefSeq and is a predicted model, not a curated record. The coding region runs from base 249 to 995 and encodes 248 amino acids. Gene Ontology annotation, cellular component: membrane. The transcript is spliced from 7 exons.